AUGGUUGCUCUCCUCGCUUCUGCGCCUGCCGCUAACGCCGCUAACGGAGUUAACUACAUCAAGAGCGGCCUCGACUGGGAGGGCGUGUGCGCGUCGGGCGAGAGGCAGUCGCCCAUCAAGAUAGUAUUGGACGAGGCACGGACAGUGAGCGACACGGAGAGGUUCCAUCUGGACUAUGACACGUCAGCCACCACAGCUACAGUUGUCAACAAGGGAUACACCGUCCAGGUGGUUCCAAGCCCAUCCAACACCUACAGGCUGCACAUAUCCAGCGGCACCUAUCAGCUGAAACAGGUGCAUGUGCACUCGUUCUCAGAGCACGCAAUCAACGGGCUCUUUGCUCCCAUGGAGGCCCACUUCGUGCAUGCACACAUCGACAACACCUCCCAGCUUGCUGUCAUCGGUGUCAUGCUGAGACUCCAUCGGGACGACCAGGCGAGCCCGUGGGUGGAUGCAUGGCUGCCUAAGACCCCCUAUGGGCUGGACGCAACGGCGGGGAUUGAUGUUGCCGGGAGUUUUUGGAGGGAGAUGAUGGAUUUGUCCAUGGGGCUUUGGAGGUAUCCCGGCUCGCUUACCACUCUGGGCUGCGAUGAGAUAGUUGAGUGGCGCGUGCUGGGCAAGGCCAAGUUCCUCUCUGUGGACCAGGUGGGUGACCUGACCUGUGACUUGAUGUUUUUGCGACCUGUUGCCUGGCCAAUACCCAUGCCUUCUCCCCCUGUUGGACCUUAA
Molecule: messenger RNA, 729 nt
Organism: Closterium sp. Naga37s-1
Lineage: Eukaryota; Viridiplantae; Streptophyta; Zygnematophyceae; Desmidiales; Closteriaceae
Source: the annotation of a GenBank genome assembly